UCAGUUUAUCCAUUCGCCAGAUCCAUAUUUGAUGCCUUAAUCGAUGUUUUUCGACCCGCUGUCUCCGCCGUAUUUGCCUGACAUCUGCUAGCUACCCUGAUAUGUACAACUAUCUUGUCCACACAAAAUCAGCCUAUUCUCAGGAAAGUUUGAAAAACUUUAAGAGCUUGGAGGCUUAUAAAUACUUCGUUGCUGGUUGGGUGAAACAGGUCCUCGUCCACGAAAAUUCGGCAGGAAUCUAUCUUGUGCUUGGAAAGCGUCCUCCUCUUGUCUCCGCCUCCAUGUUCCUGAUUAGUGACUGCCAUUUUCAUGGAGCAGCUGAAGAAGCAUCUCAGCUCAUGACUCAUGGAGUGUAUCUUUAGUAUAAGCGUGUAAAACUUGCUGUCUGAGUCAACCGCUGAGACUUUUGGUUGGAUUAAGUAUUUUCUCGAUGGCAAUUUCAAACUGGACCAUGUUUCCUAAAAAUGUGCAUGUGAAAGUGCAGCAUGUAUUCUGUCCAAGAAGGGAGGUGGGACCCUCAGCGCCCAUCUAAUCAUGCCUGGACACCCCGGCCUGGACCACCUUCCAAUUUGCGCCUCGCCCACUUGGAGACUGCGACGCCAGCCAAGAGAAUCACUUUCUACACAAGCGGUGACAAUCAGUUUAGGGGUGUCAGGAUGGCCAUCCAUAAGCGUAGCUUCAAAUGCUUUGAUGCCCUGCUGGAUGACCUUUCACAAAAGGUGCCACUUCCAUUUGGUGUGCGGACAGUAACCACACCCCGUGGCACACGCAUCAUCAAACAUCUAGAGGAACUCCAAGACGGGGGCUGUUACCUGUGCUCUGACAGGCGCCAGCCUAAACCAGUCAACAUGGAACUUGCCAGUAAACACCAAAGUAUUUGGCACCAUCACAGCCGCAUCCCCCCAAAAGCAGAAACCUUUUCCACGCCCUCAUCUGGCCAUCUAGCUCAGAGGCAUCGACGGAUUCUUCUGGUUAAAAACACUGAGCCAGGGAUGAGGAGAAAUAUAGGACUGAGCAGGAGGUCAAUUAGAAGCAUGAGGGCCUUUCUUGAGGAGGCUUCUGAAGUGAUGCAGUUCCAUGUCCGAAAAAUAUAUACCACAGAGGGACGCAGGAUUGACAGCGUUCAAAGUCUGAUGGUCUGCCCUGGAGUGUUGGUGUGUGUCGGCAGAGAGGCCCUGAAUCCCAUGCUGUUGAAGAUCCUGAGAAAGGGCACAGAGGGAACACUUCCUGGUUUGGGCAACAAGUCCACGGGUCUUUAUCCCAGGACUCCUGGAAAUGGGACUCGAUCCCCUAGUUUUCAAGAAGCAAGAUCAUCCCCUCAUGGACCUCAGUCCAGAGCCAGUGAGUGCAGUGAGGGCCAGGAGAGCAAAAAAAGUGUUAACUUUGGUCUGGAAACAAAAAAGAGCAUCAUCCACCCACGGUCUGAUUCAUCGACCCGCUCCACUCGAUUGUCUUUGUCCUCAGAGAAGUCCUAUGGCAAUGGUAUAGGACCACACUCACAGCACAGACCAGCUAUUAUGAACGAUGACAUUGAAAAACGUGUCCUGGUCAACAAGGACGGCAGUCUCUCCGUGGAGAUGAGAGUGCGUUUUCGCCUCUGCAAUGAUGAGACAUUAAAGUGGUCGACGCAAAUUGGAAAGUCACCCUCUCUGACAAGUGACUGCUACCCGCCAAGCCAUGCCCACGUUAGUUGCUUACAAAAUGGCCAAUCUGAAAGCUGCUCCGAUUGUGCAACCUUUGAGAGGGAUUAUUUGGACGAUGCCAAUCAAUCUCUCCAUGCUGCAUUGGAUGUAAGCCAGUGCCCCUGCUGCUACCAGAUGCAAGGACAGCAGUACAACCUCUGGGAAAACCCAAUACACAGCCAAAAGCAGACACCUGUCUCACCCCAGUAUGUAGCAAGUCACACUCACACUACAAUAAGACACACACAUUCCUCCUGCUCAUCCUCAUCAUGUAAUUCCAUGAGAGUAAUGCGGUGCCGUGCAAAAAUCUCCAGCUGUGGAAGAGGUUCCGAUUCAGAGCAGAGUCAACUUGUCCAAGAGGAAACAUGUGUGAUGGAACAGGUCGAGCAGAGAGUAGAUAUGGGGCAGAAUGAAGACAGUAACGUCGAAGUGUGCAUGAUGAGCAGGUGCUCCAGUCGCAGUGAAGUGGUCACGAUGAAUGCCAAUGUGAGCUCUCCUUGCGAAAGGUCACUCAUGGAUGAGGCAAUGGAAGAGGAGGUGAAUCACCCACUGUCCAGAAUCAGCAGCUCUUCUCAUGUGCUGCAGUCAUUAAAAGAAGACCAAGAUGUUGACGACGACCUGCCAGCGAGCGCUUCACAGUGCUCCCAUCGAAGUAAGCCAUCCUCGAAUGCUCAACCAAACGACAAUCAGUCAAUCAGCCACUUCACUGAGCACGAUAACCUGGAGGACCGGGAUAAUAUAGAAAGUCAGACAGUAAGCGAAACAGCUGCAAGAGAUCAAACUAUCACAUUCAGCUCCAAUGUAAGUAGGGCCUCCUGUCGGUCUACUGAUGUUUUGAAACAAAAAAAUGCGAAUGGAGCUGUAAAGAGCUUUGUCAAAGCCUCAUCUGGCACCUCCACCCCAUCUAGGAUGUCAAGUGUAUGUCCUAAUUGUGGAGGCUACAAAUCGAUAAUCACCUCUAAUUGCGGUAGUAGAUCUUCACAGAGAUCAUGCCACACUCCACAAGCUGUUUCAAGCCCAACUUUACAUUUGGAAAACCAGGAGAAUGCCAAUUACUUUGCAAAUGAUGAUGCUUUGUCCACAAAAUCCAACCGAACCAACCUCACAGGACAUAGAUCCAACCCUAUGUCUAGUGCCAUUUCCAGAACGCCCAGUCCUGAGCCAACAGAAGGGGAGCAAGAAAGAGUCACCAAGUCCAACAUAUCACAAAAAUCUGCCUCUACUAGUGCCACAACUGAAAAAAAGAUUAAGAAAAGCUCCAGUGCUACAACAUCAGCUGAGUCCAACAAGUCUCUUGAGUCUGAUUUCGGUGGCGCAGUUGAAAAGUCUCAAAUCACAGAUCGAGGAAUCUGUGACAAUACUGCGGCAAAAUCAUCUCCACCGAACUGUUCUGCUGACAAUAUAUUCCUGAAGGACACAAACAGUAGAUCUCCAAGUUGUCUUUCUAUAAACUCUAUUGUUUCUAUGAAGUCUAGCAAGAAACAGAGACCUAUUAGUGUCCUCUCAACAAAAUCAUCAAAGUCAAUUAUAUCAGAAAAGUCAAAGACCACUAUCAGUCAAAGUGCAAUAGAUGAGCCAAUGGGGGUGGAACCAAUUGAAAAUGAAGACGAAACAGGCACGUGUCUGGAAAACUCACAAAAUCAAGAUGCCAAUGACAACUGUAAGGCAGCUGAAGAAAGGGCAAUCAGUGUUUUGUCUACAAAAUCAACAACCUCUUGUCCAACUGACGUUGUCUCAAAUUGCAUCACAGGUUCUCCCGAUCCAAAGGAAGGCAGUGUUUCCUCUAUUGCGGUGAAUGGAAAUGAGCUAAAUGAAGAUAAAGAGCAGGUGUCUAGUACCAUAUCUAUGGAAUCAAAAUCUUGCUCUCAGAAGUCAGUUUCUACCAAGAAUCUAAAAUCAUCAUCCCAGAAAGGAAAUAUGGUCACUAUUAAAACACCAGAAGGAGUUAAUAAUUUGAGUGAAUCAACCCAGAAAAAGGCCAAUGUGUCCAUUGUAGGUGAAACGUUGGAAGAAAGAAACACCCAAAGGAAAACAUCUGCUCAUUCUAAUAGUCAAAUGUUGUCACCUAAGAGAAUACGCUCAUCCCAGUCACAUCUGAAGAAAGUUAGGGUUGGAUCACCCUGCAAUUCCGAUGAGGUAAGAGGCCAGAGUGCACUCUCAGUUCAUUCGGUAACGUCUUCCAAAUCUGGAAGCCUUAAACGUUCUGUUAUAGCUUCUACACCAGUAGAGGGAAGCAAAAAGGGGACUGGAGAAGAGAACAAAGCAAAGGAACAAGGUAACGAAAUGGAAAUAAAUGAAGUGGGCGAUUCAAGAAGCAGCGAUAAACUCAGCAAAAACUCAUCUGGCUCCGUGUCACUUGGGUUGCUUGAUGACCAGGAAAUGUGUGACACAGAUAGUGGCACAUCUUGCAUGUCAUUUUACACUGACAAUCACAACAAAGACAGAGUGAGAACACCAACUCCACAUGUCCAGUUAGUGUUGUCUGAUAAGUCCACAGUCCCUACUAUUGAAGCACCAAGUUCUAAUGGGGAGGAUCCACCUGAGGACGAUAUUUGUGCCGGUCCAGCCUCAAGCACCGACAAUAAAGUUGUGAAUGGCGACAUAAUCUCAUCUUCACUGUCAUCUGCAUGUGGUAAUGUUAAAAAUCCUAAACUCGCGCAACAAAAUGUCGAUGCGAGCAAUGUUGAAGCAAACAUCAAGGCAUCUUGUUACUUGGCUGAUGAUACAAAAGUCAAUAGUUUGAAGCCAAAUAAUGAAAGCCCUGCCAAAGCAACUGAUAGUGGCAGUAUUCAAUCUGUGAAAACAUCCAGCUCUACAAACAAAGAGAAGUCUUCAAGGCAAGGACAUUCUAAACCUUGCAGUAAAGCGACAUGUGGUGAAAGUACUAUGUCUGCUGCUGACCUUCUCAAGGACACUAAGACUGGAAAUCAAUCCUGUCAGGAGUCAAGCAAGGCAAACAAAGCUAGCAACAAACAGCAUGUGGAGAAAAGCAAAAUAAAGAGGAGUCAAAAGGAUCAGCCUGAAAGGACAGAAGUGACCCCUGCCUGUCUACCCAACGCUUCCCCUAAUGAAGUAGUCAGUGAUUGGUUGCGAAGCAUUCCUGCUAAAAGUAACAUGAUCGCUCCUGAUGAGUUCAUUGAGAAUGGCGAGGAAGGGUUGGUUAACGAUGUAGACGAACCAACAGCAUCAAAGGAGCAGCACAUUGAGGAUAGGUUAGACAAUAUACAGAAAGCUAAGGAUGACGAGAAAGAGGGAUGUGCAGCAAUAAAUGAAGGAAAAAGUACAGAUCUUGCUAUAGGUGUUGGUUUAGCUGAAGCAUCUCCUCAAGUCAAUUCUUCAUUGACAAGUGGAAAGGUAUUACCGAAGGACUGGCGCUCCUCAGCUGCAGUGAUGAAGGUUCUUCUCAGUUCCUCUCUGGGACGAUGUAGAAGCUUGCCAGAGGUAUCUCCAGUUUAUGGCCGCAGACUAAGCACAUCAGCCAGGGGCCUCCUGGACUGUUUGGCCCAGCUUCAGCUCAUUGAGCCCAUGGGAUGUCAAAGCUGCAAACAACAUGAGGACAGAAACCGUCAGUAUGGGGACAUUAUAGCCAUUCUUCAAUCCCUUUGGCUCGCAGAACCUCUGGACAUUGAGAACAAGGACACCGGCAAAGAUCAAGGGACCCCACCAAGGUCCUCGUCAGGAGUAGGCAUGAGCAGUGGCUCUGGUGGCUCAGGGAAGGAGCAUGACAAUCAAGGAGGAGAUGAAGCAAUCCCCAAAGAGUCUUCACAUGAGGACGAUGUUGUAGAGAAUGUUUUAGAGGAGACCAUAAAACCACAAACAUUGGGAUUUAAGACUGAGGUAGGUUUAGAGGAACAGACAAUGCACAGUGAGGAACAAAGUCAAGCCCCUCCACUUUUAGACAGUCCAAAAGAUGUGAAUCAUUCGUCAUCUGACAAAAGCUCCACCUCCAGCGCAACCCCACCACCAAGACUUUUGCAAUUAUCAUUGUCAAAUAAACCUUCCCAAGAUCCUGAUCCAGUUUGGGUCUUGCACCUUCUAAAGAAGCUGGAGAGGGAAUUCAUGAAUCACUACAUCGAUGCCAUGGCAGAGUUUAAAGUCCGUUGGGACCUUGAAGACAGCCUCAUUUUGGACACAAUGGUUGCAGAACUGAAAGAUGAGGUGAACAGCAGAAUCCAGAGCAGCAUUAAGCGUGAAAUGAGUAAGAUCCAGAGUCGAUCCGGUCGAGACGGCAGGUCCCCACGACCUCCAAAGGGGACUAAUCUGUCCAGAGAGUCCACCAUGACAGAAAAGCGCAGACGGAUGCUCAAGAUCAUGAAGAACCAGUCAGUCAAAACUGCCGAGUCCUUCAGUGACAGUGAGCUGACACCCGAGUUCAGCGACCAACGAAGUGAUGACGAUUACUGCCCUUGCGAUGCUUGCGUACGCAAGAAAAUGGCAGCACGGCCUCUCAAAAUGAACCCGGCGGCAGUUGAAGCUCCAGUCAUGAUGGAGUUUGAUCUCCUCAAGAUACUUCAACUCAAGAAAACUCCAGAAAAAGUUACUGCAGCUGUGUCACAGCCUACAGAUAGGUGCAAUGACAGUGUUGCCAUAGAGGAAGUGAGGAGCUUGGAGGUUGUGCACGAAGAAGAAGAGGAGGAGGAAUCAAGCGAGGAAAGCAAAACGGUUUUAAAAGAGCCAAUUAUAGGUGAAGAGAAGGACGCAAAAGAAGAAGCUGAAACUGGGGAGGAGGUCAUUGCUGCAGAUGAUGAUGAAGAGAAGGCUGAACGCGAGAAGGAAAAUGGAGGAGAGGCUGCAGAAAGAAGCAAUGAUGAAGCAGAUGGAAGUGAGGAAGAAUGUAAAGCCACAGAGGACACGACAAAUCAAGAUCAAGAAGGAACAACACUUUUGGAGGAGAACAGACACACCAGUAUUUCAGGAGGCGCUGAUGAUGAAGAUGAGGAGCAGGCGGAUGGCGGAACUCGAGAGUCGCACGAAAAAGACAAGUUGCUACAGCAAGACAGAGCCUCACAAAAGGCUCACAGUGCAACCGGAGAUGUCUGCAUGAUGAAUUAUGAGGAGGCCGAUGCUGAAAAUGACAGUGAACAUCCAAGCGACACCGGCACAAAUGAGUCAGGAAACAAGGAAGACACAACAGAGGUGGACAGGAGCAUGGUAUCAGAUAAUGUGCUGCUACAUCAGUUCACCAAGAGCUCAGUGGAGUCCCAGCAGGGCUCCUUGGAAGACUGAACUUUGAAAGUGACUCUUAGCACAUUUACUCAUUCACAAAUUUAUUACCGUAUUUUCUGGACUGAAAGUCGCACUGUUAUCAUAGUCUGUCUGGGACUGACCAGAGGUGGGUAGUAACAUGUUACAUUUACUCCGUUACAUUUACUUGACUUUUUGAGAAAAAGCACUUCUAAGAGUAGUUUUACAAAGCCAUUCUUUUUUACUUCAGUAGAACUGUGAUGACGAAAAGCUACUCAUACUCCGCUACUUUGGGCUAAAGUACAACCCCUAGCAAAAAGUAUGGAUCCACCAGUCUCGGGACGAGCACUCACUCAGACAUUUUAUCAUGUUGAAAAAACUCAGAUAAAAUGCUUGGGGGAAAAAAUGAAUUAGUUCAAAAAUGCAACUCUCCUCAAACACUGAAAGAA
This is a messenger RNA of Corythoichthys intestinalis (scribbled pipefish), 7315 nucleotides long. RefSeq names its product rp1 like 1a (gene rp1l1a). Lineage: Eukaryota; Metazoa; Chordata; Actinopteri; Syngnathiformes; Syngnathidae. Gene Ontology annotation, biological process: axoneme assembly; photoreceptor cell development; retina development in camera-type eye. The record is from RefSeq and is a predicted model, not a curated record. Gene Ontology annotation, cellular component: axoneme. The transcript has 9 exons. The coding region runs from base 486 to 6908 and encodes 2140 amino acids.